This is a messenger RNA of Stegodyphus dumicola, 4859 nucleotides long. RefSeq names its product fibrillin-1-like. Gene Ontology annotation, molecular function: calcium ion binding. The record is from RefSeq and is a predicted model, not a curated record. NCBI's taxonomy places the organism in Eukaryota, Metazoa, Arthropoda, Arachnida, Araneae, Eresidae.
AUGUUAAUGAAUGUUUGGAAAAUGUGUGCGUUCAUGGUACUUGCCGGAACUACGAAGGAUCUUUCCAGUGUACUUGUAAUGAUGGCUAUCGUUUGACUCCAGACAAAAGAAACUGUGUAGAUGUCGAUGAGUGCCGUACCAUACAAUCGAUAUGUGACGGAGGGACGUGCUCCAAUACUGACGGAAGUUUCACCUGCACCUGUCCUAGAGGAUUUCGGUUGUCGGCCUCUGGCAAAGAAUGCAUAGAUACGAGACAAAGCUUAUGUUUCCAAGAGUAUGUGAAUGGUCUUUGCGGAUCACCAAAGCUUUCGAACAUGACAAGAAAGGAGUGCUGCUGUAUGAAAGGAUCUGUGGCUUGGGGUUACCCUUGCGAGCUAUGUCCAAAUCAAAGAGGAGAAGCUUUCAGAAAACUGUGUCCUGAUGGCUUUGGAUAUGUCAUACACGAGGGAGGAAUAAUAGAAGAUAUAAACGAAUGCAUGAUGGAUCCAACUCUCUGUGAAAAUGGUAUGUGUAUCAAUACCGAUGGCGGUCACCGUUGUGAAUGCCAGGAAGGUUUUAAAAUCGAUCGGAAUGGUACUAAAUGUAUAGACGUGGAUGAAUGCCGAGAAACUCCAGGUGCAUGCGGAAAUGGCACGUGCACCAAUGUAAUAGGCGGGUUCAAAUGCGAAUGCAGAGACGGCUUCAUUGCUGGCCCCAGGCAAACCUGUGAAGAUGUUAAUGAAUGUGAUCAGAUGGGUUCCUUAUGCGCUUUCAGAUGUCAAAAUACUCAUGGUAGUUUCCGAUGUAUUUGCCCGUAUGGAUUUACCUUAGCCGCUGAUGGAAGACAUUGCGAAGAUUUGGACGAAUGCCAGACAACAGCAAAUAAUUGUCGAUUUGCCUGCAAAAAUCUUAUUGGAACUUUCAUGUGCAUAUGUCCUGAUGGUUAUGAACAAGUGGGCAUUGCUGAUGAUUGUGCAGAUAUUGAUGAAUGUCGAACAAUUCCCGGUGUAUGCGCUAAUGGACGUUGCAUUAACACAAGAGGCUCUUAUCGGUGUGAAUGUUAUCCUGGUUUUGAACCUUCUCGUACUCAAAAGGAAUGUAUCGAUGUGAGAUCAGGAUCUUGUUUCAGCUUGCCAAGCUGUUCUUCACAGGCUCAGGGUGUGAGAGGGAUGACCAAAGUGGAUUGUUGUUGUGGAAUGGGAUCAGCGUGGGGUCCUCGGUGCGAACUCUGUCCUCCUAGGGAAAGUAAAGAAUACAAUGAUCUGUGUCCUCAUGGUAUUGGAUAUGACAAAGAGGGAAAAGAUGUCGAUGAAUGUGCUUUAAUGUCCAAUUUGUGUCAAAAUGGCCGGUGCAUCAAUACUUUAGGUUCAUAUCGCUGCAUCUGCAACAAAGGAUACAAGCCUGACCAAUCAGGCACCAGAUGCUUUGAUGUUAACGAAUGUGAGCAAGUUCCACCACCUUGCAAAUUCACUUGCGAAAAUACUGAGGGUAGUUUUAAAUGCUCCUGUCCCAAAGGCUAUGUUUUAGCAGUUGAUAGUAUUACCUGUAGAGAUGUUGAUGAAUGCAAAACAGGUCAACAUACUUGUCAAAAUCAAUGUGUGAACACAAUAGGCAGUUACCAGUGUACAUGUCCGAAAGGUUUCUCGCAAGUUGGAGGCCAGUGUAUAGAUAUCAACGAGUGUACAGAUGAACCUCAUCUAUGUACACCUUCGGGUACUUGUAUGAACAUGCCUGGCAGUUUCAAAUGCCUUUGUCCCAGAGGAUAUAAUCUGGAUCCAUCUGGAAAAUUCUGCAUGGAUACCGAUGAAUGUAUGGAUGAAACUCGUUGUCAGCAUGGCUGUGAAAAUAUGAUUGGCGCAUAUCGUUGUGCUUGCCCAGAUGGAUUCAGACAACAUUAUUACUGGAAUCAAUGUAUAGAUGAUAAUGAAUGCGCUGCAGGACCAGUAUGUGGAGCAGCGAGUUGUGAAAAUACCGUUGGAAGCUAUUCUUGCAAUUGUCCUCCAGGAUUUGUCUUUGAUUCUAAUCUCUUAGUUUGUUUGGAAGCUGGAGGAGGAGGCUGCCAGAACGCCCCAUGCAGUUUUGGAUGUUCUCCUACAGGUCCUCAAGGUUAUUCUUGUAGCUGCCGAGAUGGAUACCAAAGAAUAGGGCAAGAGCAUUGCUUGUCGACUCUUUCACCGAAUGCAUAUUCACAUAUACCCGGACAAGGUUUAGGAAGCUUAGACAACAGUCUGCUGCCUUUAGGAGGUCUACGUGUGCCAAGUGAAAGUAGCUACACAAUUCCAGGGGAAAAGGUUAUCUCGACCGAAGGGUGCUAUUCUUGCAAAUUAAAUAGCAAUAAUCGGCAGAAGCGUGAUCUGGGAAAUGGAACAAAAUACCACAAUGACUUGAAACGGCAACAUUCAGGAUUCAAGUUCUCUCAUCAUGGAGUUCGAAGAUUAGAGAAGAAGAUUCCAAAUAGAAUGCAACACACUGCAGUAUCACGUAGACUUCGGCAUACACAUCAUGUAUUAAAGGCACACAACUCCACGAAGCCUAAUUCAUGGAAAGCCGACUCUCACAUCACAAUUUUUGUACCUUUAUCCAAGUUAAAUACAGAUGUAGAGCUGCUCAAAAUACAACCUGCGGUGACGUAUCUUCUGAACAAUGAAAGAUUCGAGAUCAUCGAAGGUAACACGCAGAAAUUGUUCAAGAUUUCUUCUAGAAGAGGCGUGGCUGGUCUACAUGCAAGGGAAAAAAUAAAACAACCAGGUCUCUAUAUUCUGAAAAUUUUAGGGAUUGUGGAAAACAAGGCUCAAGUAACUAACGCCAUAGAACGAGAACCGUUCCACUUGACAGUACACCUAAUAAUCACUAAGUGAUACUUUAGUAGAAAAGAAAUAUUUAACACUGCCUUUUAUGGAGAAAGGUCAAAGAGAUUUCUCCAAGACUCCAAAUUGAAUUCCCGGUUUAAUAUUUAGGAAAAAAAUAUUUCCUUGUGCUUCAAAAUCUUUAAAAAUUUUAGUAUUUGUCACAGCUCCAAACAAUCAAAACUGAUGAGUUUAAGUGCUCUUUUAUAAAUACCUUCUAAUAUUCUACAUGGUUGUUUUGAGAAAUUUGAUUUGUUAUUCUCCUAAAGGAUAAACGUUCUUUUUAAAUUUACUCUGCAUAUCAUUAAUUGUCUGGUAUUUCCCAACUAGUCAAUGGUAUAGAUUUUUAUAAAUAACAACAUUGCAGAUUGGAAAUAUAUUUUUAUGACAUACGUCAAAUUACAUAUUUAAUGAAUAAAUUUAAGCAAUAUAUUCCCAUAUCAUUAAUACUGAGUGUCUGAUAAGUUACUGCUUAUUUUAAAUGAUUAUAACUUGUGUAUAUGGUAAACGGUUUCGUUGAAACUAAAGUUAUUAUGUACUGCAUUCUCUUAGAAUUUUUCUGUAAUACGGCAAAGAAAAUAUAGAAAAGAGUAAAUAUGCUAUGAGUGGAAAAAAAUUGGUUCAAUUGUUCACGUCACCAGACCAUCCACCAUUAUGCUGCCCGCAAAUCGUGGAUGACGUUGGGAAAAUUUAAGAUUAAAACGUUCUGCAUAAACUGUAGUUUGAUCCAUUAAAUAGUUACUAGUCAAUAUAAUUAUGAUAUUUUUUAGAAUUUGCUUUUAUUCUCAGAAAGGACCAAUAUAAGAGCUCCUUGAUUCUUAACAUUUGCUUUUCAAGGGAAUUGUAGAAAUUAUAGUUAAUGUGUAUUUUAUUUUCAGAGAACUCAAAGUAAACAUUACAACUUAAUGCUACUUUCUAAAAUUUACUUUUAAAGCUGAAUCGAAUCUUUUUUAAUUUGUUACAAGCUCACACAGCUUGGUACGAUUAGUUCUAUGUUAACUACUUCUGAUAUUUACCCAAAAUCUCAAAACGAAAGCCUUAAUCUUUUGGGAACCAAAGGGUUUACGUAUGGAUAAAAAUCUCACUUCUGUACUAACUCCUAUUUUAAAUACAAAUAUGCGGACCACCGAGCUUUUGGUAGUUUGGCUUUAGGUGUAUCAUACAUUCAAAACAUUUUAGAAGAAAAACUAUUUAGUGCAAUUUCUCUGCUUUUUCAUAUGAUAUAAAAACAGCUUAUCACAAUACAUAAAUUUGAAGUCAGCAUGUAAAAGGAAAACUGGUUCUCUUUUUGCGGAAGGAAGAAAUAACUCGUGCGUCUUUCUUUCAAUGGUAUAUCAGAUUGAAAUAUUGUUUGAAACGGCUGUUCGUCCAAAACAAAUGAAUAUAUGAUAGCAGUCUUAAGGAAAACGUAUCGAGAAUGCUACAACGUAUGCGACGCUUUAAAAGUUUUACAGACAAGACCUCAAUUAACGAGGCAUAUAAUAACACCACUUUCAACAAAAGCGGUUAACAGAUAAGGAAAUUAAAUUCAUUUAAAAAUAGGGUUAUCAGACACAUAUUAUGUUUGAUAUUUCAUUUUUAUGGCCCACUGAAAAGAAAUAUUUUCCAAGUCUUAAAUCUGUGAUAUUUUAGAGAAUCAGUACUUAAUACUGAUUUUUCAGUUUUCUGGUUGGGAAAUGCUUAUGAAGAGUGAAUAUUUUUAGAGGGAUAUAACAAGUGCCAAAGAAACAUAUGUGAAAAUAUUCUCUAAGUUUGCCGCAAAAGUCUCUGCUAUAAGCUUGAAAUUUUACUUAUUCAGUAAGAGCUCUCUAUUUUAAAGCAGGAUGAUUGAUUUCUUCUUCUUCGUGUUCAUCAAUGUGAGAAAAAAAUUUGUUUUCAUCGCUACAUAAGAAUUGUGUGUAAGUUCAGCAAUAACAUCAUCUUGUAUUAUUGGACUUGUCUCAUUAUCAUUCUUUUUUGUAAGCUUGCCGUGUGGAAGAUGUACAGUUUUUGUAAAAUGGUAACUUUUAUUAAAUAAAAUAAUUUAUAUAAGAA